Molecule: messenger RNA, 1096 nt
Organism: Phytomonas sp. Hart1
Lineage: Eukaryota; Euglenozoa; Kinetoplastea; Trypanosomatida; Trypanosomatidae
Source: the annotation of a GenBank genome assembly
UCAAGUCAUUAACAUAAUGAAGUUUAUCGAUGGUAUAACCAAAGAAUCCUUUCGAAGAAGUGUGUGUCCCCUUCGAUGUAAAAAGUAAAACAAAAAUACCAUAUAAAUAGAAAAAAUAAGAUUCAGAAUAGACGUACCUUCUGUUAAAGAGUAAAUAAAAGAACUGUAAAUAAUAAAUAAAUACAAAUCAAGUAAAUCAAAAACUCGUUCAAUAGUGUAAAUGUCACAAUUAUCGUUCGCCAAAAUGAUGAUGUAACCUGAGACUUCGUUCGCUGAGUUGAUCCUAGUGUACAAGAGUAAGGAAGGGUUGUUUCCUAGAAAGACACUCAAUCCAACACCUUGCCCUAAAGACGAUCAAAUCCUUUAACAAUUCAGCUUCGCCUAAUAAAAUAAAUACCCAAAAUAACCAUAUAUGUUUAUAAGUAGACAGCUAACACAUAAACAUACGACAAUAUGCGCGAGCUUCAAUGAAAACGUACAAACUAUACUAUGCGCCAGUGCUUGAGCGAUAGAUACGACGGCGGCGCGGUGCCGUUGUCGUGAUGGGAAGUACAAACUGUGAUCGUGAACAUCUCGCACUGCGCUGACUGCAGUCCUGGAUUAGCGUACAUGCACAUACCCCUUCUUCUCUCCACAACGUUUUCUGUAAUAGUUAAAUUUCAAGUUCUCAACAAAACAUUACACUCAUUACAAACAAUCUCUCAGAGAUCAGAAGCCGUAUCAUCUAUUGGUUAUCUUUCACUCUAUAAUUGCACCCAUGUCUUCUGGAUCAAGUGAGGUUAAUCCGGAGGCUGAGCGCUCGCUCUGCAAUGGUUUGGAGGGUGAGUACUCCAUGUUCCUUCAUGUCUCUGCGAUUAUCAUUAUAUUGGUUGUCUCUCUUUUUGGUACAACCCUGCCGCUCAUCACGAAGUACAUCCCCUUUCUUCGCAAGAACCCCUUUGUCUUUGUGGUUGCCAAAACGGCAGCGACAGGCGUGCUGCUCUCGGUGUCCAUGAUUCACCUGAUCGGUGAUGCCAUCGAGGCGCUCGACGAGCCAUGUGUGCCUCCCUCCCUUCAUGAAUUUUAUGGACCAUAUGGCUUUUUUUGGUGGUGCUAG